Molecule: messenger RNA, 5833 nt
Organism: Malaya genurostris
Lineage: Eukaryota; Metazoa; Arthropoda; Insecta; Diptera; Culicidae
Product: myosin light chain kinase, smooth muscle-like
Exons: 7
Coding region: 788-1834 (348 amino acids)
Biological process (GO): positive regulation of apoptotic process; intracellular signal transduction; protein phosphorylation
Cellular component (GO): nucleus
Molecular function (GO): ATP binding; protein serine/threonine kinase activity
Source: RefSeq, a predicted model, not a curated record
UCACACCACUUUUGCGCGUUUUCCGCGACGGACACGUUUUCACGCGACUCGUCGUUUUGUUUUGGUUUAUUUGAUCUGGGUUGGGGUUUUUGGCAACUACUGACUUUCGUUUUUCUUUUCGGAGUAUUCAAGAUCACAGUGAAACCGUAUCGAGUUGUGGAUUUCUAUUUUAUUUUUGAGUGCGUGCGUCGUCGAUGCGAAGCCUACCGUCAAUCCGCAUUUGUAUUGAUUGUAAUCACAGAAAAAUCUACGGAUAUCGACUGUGGCGCUUGAUUUAGAGAAAUCAAUAAAUGGGAAAUCGUAUUCAGCCGGAAAUCGAAUCGAAGCGUGAAAUAAUCGUACAAAUCACUAUACCGCGCAGAAAUAUCGUCGGUAAUUCAUAGCUACAGCUGAACGAGUCAUAAAUCUUGACCAAGAAGGAAACCUCAACGGAGGUCGUUAAGCAGUGUGAAGACAAGGAAAGUUGCAGAACUGCAGUUCUGUGAAAUUUAAUACAUUUUUGUGUACCAAGAAUUUUCGCGUCACCCAGCGUGUGUGUGCCAGUGUAAAAAACGAUUGUGUUUGUGCAGGGUCGGGAAAAUUUAUGACUCCAAUGAUCAGACUAACAACAGAAGAAAGGAAAAUUGAAAUGAGAAAAUAGCUUUGACCUCGUCAAGAGGUGCUGAAAAGUGAGACGUGACCUCUGGGUGACUGGGAAUCAUAUCUUUCAUCCAUCGUAGCGGUGAAAAAAAGUUGAAACGAGUACCGAUCCAUCGGAAACUGCAGAGGAGAAACACUAUAAAUCAAGAUGAUUAAGGUCGACGAAAACUAUCCCGCUCAAGGUGCCUUCACUGACGUCUUAUACGGAAGCAGAGAUCUGGCACCAGCGUUUCCCUACCGGCAUGUUAACCUCAAGCAGAACGUUGAUCCCCGCCAGCAAUUCGACAUUCUGCCCGAACUAGGCCGGGGCACCUUCGGUACAGUUUUCCUGUGCCGAGAAAGGGAUACCGGAUUAGAGCUGGCGGCAAAAAUCGUCCCCUGCAAGAAGAAGAAAGAGCGAACCGAUGCCAUUCGGGAGAUUGACAUCAUGAGCUGUCUGCAUCAUCCGCGGCUGAUACAGCUGUACGAUGCAUUCGACUACGAAAAUAAAGUAUAUGUGAUACUAGAACUAGUCCAAGGCGGUGAACUAUUUGAACGCGUUAUAGACGACGACUUCGUGCUGACUGAGAAAGCGUGUGCCGUGUUUAUGAGGCAAAUCUGCGAGGGAAUGGAGUAUAUUCACAGCCGAAACAUAAUUCAUCUGGACAUGAAGCCAGAGAAUAUUCUAUGCUUGACAAAGACUGGAAACCGUAUAAAAAUAAUAGACUUUGGAUUUGCCAGGCGAUAUGAUCCGGAUAAAAAACUUCAAGUUAUGUUUGGAACAACCGAGUUCACAGCUCCCGAAGUACUAAACUACGAUGAAAUCUACUUUUACACGGACAUGUGGAGUUUGGGUGUGAUUUGCUACGUCCUACUUUCCGGGCUGUCGCCGUUCGUUGGCAACAACGACAUGGCCACGAUGAACAACGUCCUGCAGGGUCAGUACUCCUUUAAAUACAGUUCCUUUGAUGCCGUGUCCGAGGACGCCAAAGACUUCGUCCGCAAGCUGUUGGUUCGGGAUGGGUCCAAGCGGUUGACGGCCAAACAAGCACUCAAGCACAGGUGGCUCACCAAAACGGCUCAAAACACGACCGAACUAUCAAUAACGAAAACAAAAUUAAAACGUUAUGUUAUUAAGAAGCGGUGGAUCAAAGCGGUCAACACGAUCAUUGCCCUACGACGGAUGGGGGCCAGGAUCGACAUCGAUCUAGUUUAGGUACAAUCGAAGCUGGCGGAUUCGCACGCAGCACGAGGAAGACGGGUAAUGAUUAACGAGGGAUGAAACGAAACGCUUGACAUGGUUUCAAAACUAGCUAUUAAAUAGUGUUCAUCGUGUUCGUCAUUGUAUGUACACACUUUGUUUAUGUAUAUAUGUUCAACUCAUUAAACACACUGCGUUCCACAUGCAAACCACAUACUUUAAACAUCUGUCUAUAAAUGGCGAGAGAAUUAUUUUGGUAACUACUUCGUAUUUUAUUCAAAGGUUAGCCUUUUUUUAUUUAAUGAUCAAUUGUUGAUAUUUUUGCUUUUUUUCGAAUAAAGAUAUAAAAUUGGAAAUAUCAACGUUUAAACGGAGCCCCAGAAAUUCCCUGCUCGCCAGUGGAAAAUGUGCAUGUGUGCCUUCCAAACCUUCCAACGAUUUUUCGCUCAAUUUGCUGGUACAGGGCUAAACCGAUUUAAACUUUUCAGAUUCGAUUGAAAGGUAUUUCAAUAACAUUGAUCUAGUUCAAAGAUCAGAUGGCUGACACUUUCGGUUUCUGAGAUAUAAUGCCAUAAGCGACGUAACCGACAAUCUGCAUUGUUUCCCUUUUUAUAUAGAAAAACUAUGUAAUCACUAUGAAAUCCGACUUUUUAACUAAGGCCUGGAGGACCAAGUAAUUUCAUAUCAGUCGACUCAAUUCAUCGAGAUCGCAACAUGUCUGUGUAUGUGUGUGUGACAAAAAUGUGCACUCAAUUUUCCAGUUCUUACAAACUUCAAAUGAAAAGCCCCAUGAUCUCUACAACGCUUUUGAAUUUUAUCCGAGUUUGACUUCCGUUUCGGGAAAAACUUUCAAUUAGAAUUAGAACCGACAUCCAAUUCCAGAAUAUAUGGUUUGAGCGAUUUCAACAAACUUAGGAUCAAAUAAAUCUGAUCUCCGACUCCGACAUAACUGUGUAAUAAAUUUUUCAAAUCUCAUAGUCACUGGAAGCGACGAUGAUGACAUAUUUUUUUUUCUAAACUUUACUCAAAGCUUAUUCAUUUUGUAGAUUAUAUAGGUGAAUAUAUAGUGAUAUAGUGAAUGACCAACAGAAACGAGUUCUGCUAUAUCAAUCUCUAUUUCCCGGUUCAUAAAGUAUCGGUAUAAGUAGUCAAAAUGUUGACUUUGAGAACUUCAUGAAUUUCGUUUUGCAGUUUUUGGCCACAAGUGGAAACUAGGAUCCGGUAUAGCCAAAGUAAUCAUGAAAAGUGAAACGAAUUCCAUAAAAUUGACUAGUAAAUUUCUCUAGCUAGUAGAAAGAACUCAUUAAUUGAUGGCCAAAAAACUCACUUCACCUAUAUGCACACUUAAAUUUUUUAGCUGAGUCUCGGCAAAAAGACGCCGAGAUUCGCACAGCCGAGUAAUCAGCAAUUAUCUCGGCAAAAAUACAAUUACUGAUCGUCUCGGCAUCCUAAAAUUUGACAAACGUCAAAUAUUGCCGAAAUCGUCAGCGUAAGAUUUACUGUUUGCUCAGUGAAACGUUCACUGAAUAUUCGGCAAUCCAAUAAAACGAAAAAAGGAUAAAAAUAAAUUACCGAAUCAUCAGUAAUUAAAAAUCUAGUCAAUUAAUUUUGUUUGUAUUUUCUCAACAUUAUAAACACGCCAUUCAGGAUAAAAAAAAUCAUUUUAUUUACACUUAAACUGCCCAUACUUGCAUAUCAGUCCCAUAUGGAAAAUCGGCAUGUCGAGAAAAAGACGAUUAAAAUUUUAUUUUCAAAGUUUUUAAUUUAUUGUACUACCUAAUACUAAAUAUUACAUGAAAUAUCGGUAAUACACCUUUGCUAUUCCAAUAUUGCAACAAAUGAAAAUUUUAAAAAGUGCACUGAAUGGGACUGAUAUGCGGGUACUUUGCAUAUGGGACAGACAUGAGUUGAUAUCUUUUUCUCAUUUUACUGAACAAACCCUCAACUUUUAUUGAAAUUUCUAAGAGUAUAUUGAGGAUGGAUUGCAUUCCUCAAGCUAACUCAAUAUUAGCGAGAAUCGAUAUGGGACUGAUAUGCGAGUAUGGGCAGUAAAGGAGGCUUACAAAUUUGUUGCCAGUAGUGCUUAAAGCCUACCUGAAAACAUGUAGCAUAAAUAAAGCGGCGUUUCCAGAUGCGGCCACCUAGAGUCGAGCUGGAAAUAUGGAAAUAAAAAUAUAUGUAUAUUGAUUUUUGGCUUACAAAAAUGUUCAAUAUUUAAUGAUGCAUAUACGGUAUUGUUCAAAAAAUAAACUUACUUGGAUCUAUUGAAUUAUUCCAUGCAUUGGGUUAUUUUUUCGCAUAUCCCCCAGUUUUGUCUCGAGGACGCUUUGAGCCCCGUUUUGGGUGUUUUUCCCUCAUAAUCGCGAGUGCUCUGAUAAAGUCGCUUUUUAUAAAGCGAAACAUGUCACUAUAUUUAUUCAAUAUUUUUACUAGCAAGUGGUUCCACGCUUCUUCGAAGAUUAUCCAUUUUUUCACUCGAAAAUUUCAUUAGAAAAUAAUCGCACAAUGCGAAGCGAAAAUGUAACGCGGCAAUAAAUGACAGCUGUCGUGCUGAAUCUCGGCAACAGCUAGCGCAUAUUCCGAAAUCUCGGCAAACGUCUCUGCUGAUGUCGGCAUAUCUGUUGUUUACUGAUAAAUUCAGCAAGCAAUUAUUCCAAAUUUCGGCAAAGUGAAGCAUUUUACCGAAAUAUCAGUGAAUGCAUUUAACGAAGCUCAGAAACAUGCGUAUUGAUUACUGAGCAAUCAGCAAAUUUACGUGUUGCUGAUCAGUUUCGGCAUUUUACUAUGCCGAGCUCAAGAAAUGGAUUUAAGUGUGUGGGUUCUCGGUUUCGAAAGGACCGGGAAUAUUUGACCUUAUUUUGUACUAGGGCACAUACACGCUCGUUCAAUGUUACUCUAAAGUGAGUACAAUUUCACUCACUUUCGUUAAAAGUGGAACUACUUUAUAGUGAGUAAAGCUUGUUUACUCACCUUUGAGUAAAUAUGGUAUUUGUCAAAUUCUGAGUAACAUUUACUCAGUGCUACAAGUGGUAAAAUUAGCUCGAGUGAGUAAACAUUACUCAAUCAUUCGAAUUGAAUAAGGGAUUCGAAUAAGGAAUUCUUUGCUUUAAACAAAUACUGAAUUACUUCUAUCCAACGAAUAAAGGAAGCCGCUACCUGUUCAACGGUCACUGGAAAGGAUCCGUCUGCCUUCCUCCGUUCCGCCUCCGACAAAGGGAAAAGUUCCGCCUCCGACAAAGGGAAAAGUUCAGUGAACGUAAAUUUUCACACAACAUUUUCAAAGCUCUGUGAGUAAAACUUGUUGUCAAUUUAGAAACUGAGUCGAUUUUACUCAUUCUUCUAAAUCAAUAUUACUCACUUUUUGACAUUUGAACUAAAUGAGCAAAAGUGAGUAUAAAUAACUCACUUGAGAAUAACAUUGAAUGAGCGUGUAACCAAUUUAAUUAUCUUUACGCUUUGUCUUAGACUUGUCAGUACAUAACUGUAAUGUUGACCUGUUAUGCUACCUGCAGUUCGACAAAAACCGGCAAGCAAACGUUAAGUUAUUGCUAUUUGCAAUACAUUCAUAAUAAUUUAUUAUUCAUGUUACAUUUAUCAAUCGACCUUAUAACCAAUAAUCGAUCAAUCGAUAAUAAAUAAUCGAUAAAUCAAUGCUUAUUAUUGAAUUAAUCGAUAUUACCUACAACAUACUUCUGAUAUCCAAUAUUGAAUAAUCGAGUAUUCAACGUAGAAUAAUUGAAUAUUCAUAUUUAGACAGUUUAACAUUUGCGCUCAGAUAAUUUAUAAUAUCGGCUAAUCAAUAAUUUUACAUCGAUUAUGUUAUAGCCAUUAAUCGAUAAUUAAACAAAACGAAUGAAAAUUGAAUAAUCAAGAGUUCAAUUGUGAUGGAUCGGUAAUUAAACAUCGAAUAUUUCAUCAUUCGAUCACUAAUUAACGAUUUGUUUAGAUCAAAUAAUCAAUCAUUGGAAUCGAUAUCAUUUUUUUGGUAUCGGUUGUUUCUAGUCAAAUAAUCAA